GUGGUGGUGGGGUGGGCUGUGUGUUACGGGCUGUGUCGUGAAGAUAACGUGUACAGUUUGGGUGGCUUCGACCGAGACGCAUCGGGAAGUAAAGAAGUGAGCGGCUACAGGGCGCACACGGACCCGCACUCGGUCAUGUCAGAUAACGGGAUCACGGAGGCGCGGACCACUCCAAGCCUCGGCAACAAAGUGAUCGUGGUGCUGGGAGCCCAGUGGGGCGAUGAAGGCAAGGGCAAAGUGGUGGACCUGCUGGCCCAGGACGCCGACAUGGUCUGCAGAUGUCAGGGAGGCAACAACGCAGGACACACAGUGGUGGUGGACUCUGUAGAAUAUGACUUUCACCUUUUACCUAGUGGCAUUAUCAACCCUAAUGUCACAGCCUUUAUUGGCAAUGGUGUCGUGAUUCACCUUCCCGGUCUUUUUGAGGAGGCUGAGAAAAAUGUGCGGAAGGGUAAAGGUCUGGAGGGCUGGGAGAAGCGGCUUAUCAUUUCUGACCGCGCCCAUAUUGUGUUUGAUUUCCAUCAAGCUGUGGACGGUGUUCAAGAACAGGAGAGGCAACAGAAAGCUGGCAAAAUUUUAGGAACAACGAAAAAGGGCAUCGGGCCCGUCUACUCAGCAAAGGCUGCCAGGAAUGGCCUUCGCAUAUGUGACCUUUUGUCUGACUUCGAACAAUUUUCAGAAAGGUAUAAAAAUUUGGCCUCACAGUACAAGUCUAUGUACCCAUCAUUGGAGAUAGAUAUUGAUGGAGAGCUGGAGAAACUCAAGGCUUAUGUGGACCGAAUAAAACCCAUGGUAAGAGACGGUGUGUUCUUCAUGUAUGAGGCUCUGCAUGGUGCAUCUAAAAAGAUACUGGUGGAGGGAGCCAAUGCUGCCCUGCUGGACAUUGACUUUGGAACGUACCCUUUCGUAACCUCAUCCAACUGUACCGUGGGUGGGGUGUGUACGGGCCUGGGCAUGCCACCGCAGAAUGUGGGGGAGGUUUACGGUGUCGUCAAGGCCUACACCACCCGAGUGGGCAUCGGCGCCUUUCCAUCCGAACAGAAUAAUGAAAUCGGAGAGCUGCUUCAGACAAGAGGGAAGGAGGUGGGCGUGACCACGGGCCGCAAGAGACGAUGCGGUUGGCUAGAUCUGGUGCUUGUCAAAUAUGCUCAUAUGAUCAACGGUUUCACUGCCUUGGCUCUAACCAAAUUAGACAUCUUGGACGUCCUCUCUGAAAUCAAAGUUGGUGUGGGUUAUAAGGUGGACAACGAACUCAUACCGUAUUUCCCAGCAAACCAGGAGAUGUUACAAAAGGUUGAGGUCCAGUAUGAGACUUUGCCUGGCUGGAACAGCAACACCUCAGCUGCUAGGACCUUUGAAGAGCUUCCUGAAAAUGCACAGAAAUACGUUCGCUUUAUCGAGGAGAUCCUUAAGGUGCCCGUGAAAUGGAUCGGUAUUGGCAAGUCAAGAGAGUCCAUGAUCCAGCUGUUUUAGGGGUUGAUCGGCUGGUGGUAUUCUCCAAGCUCUCUGACUCAGCACAGCGCUCUGGGCCAAUCUGUGGGAUUACCUAAUGAAGUCAAAGAAAGGAAUCCGUUCUCUCACCUCAUUACUCACUGCAGUUUCUUCUAAUACAACACCAUGGAUUCUUUUUUCUUCACUGUAUGAUCCUCUACUCAAAAAUCUCAAGGUUCUUGGGAGGUCACUGUAGGACAAGUUAUUGAAGCAUCUUUUGGUCUUUAGGGAACAAACUUAACUUUAACCUCUCACGAGCACCUGUUUAACAUUUUCAAGUAGGAUUUCUGUGACAAAACUGUAUCUGUCCUUUUGGGUUUCCUGUUUUAUUGGUUCCUCGUGCCUAGAUUGCUUUUAAUGAGUAUUUAGAGAAGCAUCACUUCUUUUAAUUGAUCAUAUAUGCAGACCCGAGAGGUUAAUAUAGAUUCAGAAGUGCCGUAGGGCCUGAUUUCUACUAGUAUAAUUAAUUUAUUUCAAGAUUAAGUGUCUCAACGAGGCAAAACUUCUAACUUCGAAUAGUUUUUAACAGAGUUUCUUAAACACAUCCUGAGUCAUUUAUGAUUUAUAUUAUUGUGCCACUGAGUAUUCGUCCUCGAUUAUCUUUUUUUUUCUCACUAUUACAGUGUUUUUGACAAGAAUGCAACAUUUUUCAUUAUUCCCUUUCAGAUUCGAAUGUAAAUUACACAUUUCUUUGCGAAACUAUUUAUUAUUAUUCACAUAGAUUUGACAGAUCAUGCAUCCUAUUUGUGUUUGCACUGAUGUGUACUUACUGCCCAAGUAUUUAAUUUGAAGUAAGCCAACUUAAUCAGAGAAAAUCUCACCCACAUAAACAUACAUUUUAAACUUUAUCAAGUAUGCUAUUAAAAGAUAUUGACAUUUUUCCAUUUGUAGAAAGUGAAAGCAUGGAAAUGAAAACCUAUCGACCCAUUUUUAACCUAACACUGGUAGUGUUGCAUACUUACUGCACCAACUUCAUUCAUGACUUGAAUGUAUUUACACACACACUUAGUUCAACUCUCAGGAUUUUCUGGUGGUCAUAACUGUUUAUUUUACUUCUAAUCUGUAGAUUGUUGAACUGUUUGAAUGCUUGUCUCUUGCCUCUUUUUUGAAGGGGGGUCAGUAAAUAUUUAACAAAUCGUGCCAUUAUUCUUCACUCUAAACACAUUUUAUUUAUUUAUUUUUAUUUAAAAAAAAAUGUAGCAAUACUACGUCAUAGAAUAAUUCUUAAUCAGGCAUCAUUUCAUUUAGCUCCACAUUUUUUGAGUACCAGGAGUAGAAAGUAUGAAAGCCCAUUCGCACCACUUUGAAAAAGAUGUUUGCCUAAAAAUGACUUUAUUUCUCUCAAUUCUGAUUUAUUUGAGUUUAUCGUUUUCAAUUCUGACAUUUCUGACCCCCUCUGCAGUGCCAGAAAGCUUUACACGUUGAAAAUGCAAUAGCUACAAUCAAUAGAUCGAUCUGUGAAACAAUGGAUAAAUUCAUAGAGGAUUAUUUUAGGUGUGGUUUCACAAACUGCUCUGUCAAAGUAGGGCAUUAUAGCCAAAGCUCCAGUCUGCUCUGUAUACACAUUAGAGCUAAAACAGAAGUGAUAUCUCCAGCUGUCAGCAGAAACAAAUUCAACUGUAAGAUAUAAAGUCGGAAUCGCAAGACAGAAGUCAAAAUGGCGAGAAAUAAAGUCACAAUUAGGGAAACUUUUUUUAUGUGGCGGAAACGGGCUACCAUAGAAAAGACUUACGGGGGAAAGAAACAAAAGUAUUGCAAUUGAAUGAAUUAAAAGAAUGAUUGAAAGAAUUCUGCAUAACACUUCCUAUGCAUACUUGUUUAAAUAAUACACUAAAUGUAUGAGUUCAUUAUUAUAUGUGGAAAAACAUGACAACUGCUCAGAAAUAUAUGGGAGUAAAAACUGUUUUUUUACCCUGCUCCAUGGUUUGGUGUACAUAUUCUAGAUGCAUUUUCACAGUGUAUUAUAAAUACAAGUUUAAGGAAGUGUUAUCGAAUGGUAGUUCAUCUUGGGAAGUGCUUUUUUUUUUUUUUUUCUUUUUUUUUUAUCUAAUUAUAACAUCAGGCUGCAUUUGGACAUAUUUAUGGAAUUGAAUUUUUUUUUUUUUUGCUGCUCAUCCCAAUAAGAUUAUAGGUGCUCCCAUUGUCGAUUAUCCCUUUAAAUUAACUUUGAAUUCACUGUAAUUUAAAUCUUUAGAUGCACAUUAUCUAGAAAUAAUAGCGCCUAUUGUAGCAUUCUCUUGGUCAUAUUUAUUUAUACGCUCUGGAUGUGUGUCCUUCACACUGCCUUCAUCAGUGAAGAAAGUGUGCCUUGAAAAAUAACUCCCUUUUAAAGUCAAAACCAGGUACUAAAAUAUGUGAACGGUUAUAAAAUCAAAUCUACAGAUAUUCAUAUAUAGAGUAUUUACUGAUACAAUAUUUUAAUAAACACUCUUACCCAUUUAUAUAUAAUAACCAUUUACAUUCACAAUAUAGUGUAAAAUCUGUUUUUUUUUUUUAACAGCAACAUUUUUCAUGGCCAAGGGCAUUUAUAAUUAAUUCAUUAAUGAACCACUUGCCAACAAUAUGUAGAAGCUUUAAAUCUCUAGAUUAAUAAAUUUUUAAACAUUUUUCCAACAUGAAAUGGAAAAUAGAAAACCCUAUUCUUCUGUCUUUUGUAAAGUCCUUGGCUGCUGAAGAGAUUUCCCUUUUUUUAUCGCCCUUUAAUACCAUAUCAUCGCUUCGUGUGAUCAUUUUAGCUAUCGUGAGAAAGUCAGGACUGUCAGAACACGAACCACUCCUGCUAAGCUUUAACAAUAAUCACACUCGGUUCAGUGCCGAUGACUGCAUGUUUGCACAACCAUACACAGACCUCUGUUUUUCAAAUGAUUUCUCUUGAAUUUUCUACUGUAUUGCUGCUGUUUGGUUGAUUUUUAAUAUAUGUAUAUACAGAAUGCAGAGCCAUAUACUAUCAGUCUUAUUGUUUGUCAAGGUGGUGUUUUAUGCUUAGCUGUGAAAGAUAAUGAAUAUUCAGUAAGGGGUGCAUGUUUUACCUCUGUGAUUUGUACAAUGCAGGUCCCAACCUUUGUAGCUAAUCCAACAUUAUACUUUCACUAAUGGUAAUUCAAAAGAAGAUCACGGUCAAUAAAUAUGUAAGAAAUGA
Molecule: messenger RNA, 4630 nt
Organism: Silurus meridionalis
Lineage: Eukaryota; Metazoa; Chordata; Actinopteri; Siluriformes; Siluridae
Gene: adss2
Product: adenylosuccinate synthase 2
Exons: 13
Coding region: 136-1473 (445 amino acids)
Biological process (GO): 'de novo' AMP biosynthetic process; IMP metabolic process
Cellular component (GO): cytoplasm
Molecular function (GO): adenylosuccinate synthase activity; GTP binding
Source: RefSeq, a predicted model, not a curated record